AUGGUAAUUGCGGUCUCCCGACUGGCCUUCUGGGUAGAGUCUGUGCGAGUGGGAGUGGAAGCGAGUCGCUCGCUCUCAGACAGCGUUCAUUUAUCCUGCGCACGGCACUCCCCAAACAGCUCCGCGUCCUGGCUGCGGAACGGGGUCUUCGUUCGAGGGGUCAUUACUUUUUAUCAGGCACGGGACGUAUUCACGGAACCAAGACGGCGUGCUCAAACCCAACAUGGCGCUGCUGCGAGGGCAACAUCUUUUUGUGAUGACAAGACUGAAAGAAACCUGGAAUUAACACGAAAAAACUACGCCGCUUAUACCAUGGUGGAUGCAAGGUUAACUCCCCUGGCUGCUAUCGGACUGGAACGAGGUGCCUUGAUGCAUGAUGGACUCCGCCUCCACAGCGGAGUGGUUUAUCCAGGGAUCCGGGCGCUACCUAGUGACAAGAGUCGAGAGACUGCUGGCCUCCCCCUUGGUUACAGCAGGGAUGGUCUCCCAGAGCUCAUUUAUAAACCUGAUGCCUCACUGGACAGCCGUAAACCUACUACUGGAUAUCUUGGUCUCUACAAGGGGACGCCCCCUAACCUUCACAAGCCUGUGAUGGUUCCUGGAGCGGAAGGGCUAGGAUUGGAAUGUCGAAUGGGGCCAGGGGAAAAGUCUGCAGAACUGGGCUUGGCUGGUGCAGGAGGCGGCUAUCUACGCCUGCCUUGGCUCAGCCCUUACCCUGAAGCUAACAUGUAUCCAUUCAUGGAAUCCUCCAAAUUUGCAGCUUUAAAUAUGUAUAAGGCUUCUCUCCUGGGCCAGCCCAACCCCUAUCUCACCCAACACCUGGCCUAUCCCUCUCUCUGUGCUGCUCAGGGGGGCAAUGUAGCACCAGCUGCAGCCCCUUCACCAAGUGACAGGCUCUACUACAUGCCACCUUAUCCCCCCUCUCCCAUCUCAUCCCCGCUGGGGGCCCCACCAAUGAGGAUUCCAGCAGAGACAGGUUCUAAGUUUCCAGGUUCUGUGGAGCUAAAUGCCCAAGUAGAUGACAGUUUGGAGGAAAGCUGUCCCACACCAGAGCCUGAUGACCAAGACCCAAGUACACUGCACUGUGCUCGUACAUCAGGCGAAUGGAUCUCCAGGAAAGACAAAGGCCUCCUGAACAGAAGUCCUGCCCUUGCUUCAAACGCAGACACGAGGAAGGACUUUCACCCGGAAAACGUUGGUGCCGAAACGCUGUUUGAGAAGGAGGACAGUAUUGUUGAUCUCGGCGAGUCUCAUGGAGAAGCCGACGAAGAGGAUGAUGACUGUAAUCACAACUCUUCUAAAAACCGAGGAUCCAGCUUAGCAAAGAGAAUAGCCAAUUCUUCUGGCUAUGUUGGAGAUCGCUUUAAAUGUGUGACCACUGAACUGUACGCAGACUCCAGCAAAUUGAGCCGUGAACAAAGAGCACUACAGAUGGAAGUCAUAACACAAGAGGGGAGUAAUCGGGCCAUGAUGCGCUUUUCAGAGCUGGAGCUGAAGGAGAAGGAGAGCGGCGGUGUGUGUGUGUCUGCCUCAGCAGCGGGACGCGAGCUGGCAGACGGCCAGCACAGAGAGCAAGCACUGGAGCCCAGCCAAGGCAGCACCAGGCAAGGAGAGCGAGACGGCUGUCGAGCUGCUUUUACCAGUAGGCUCCCAGUUUUCCAGAAACAUUGUGUACAGAAAGACGCGUUAUCCCCAGGACAAGCAAAUCAUGAUCCUGUGCGAAGCACCAGCCUCUGUUCUUUAAAAGAUGUGAACAAGAAGCCGACUAAAGACUCGGAGGGACACUGCAUGCAUCCUGCUUUAACAGUGGCCAAAGCUCACACUGAGGAGAGGUUUGAGCUGGCCAGAAAACGGCCCAAACCGGAUCCGGAGGACAGGGAUAGGGAUGAAGAGAGACGAUUUCAUCUUGAGAAGAAGCCAAAGAUUUCUCCUGAUGGUCAGGACACCACAGACGAUGAUGAUGAAGUUCACAAGCUCAAAGUGUGCAUUGAGCUCAAAGGCCUCCGACUCAGUAAACCCACCACUGGCGCACCUUCACCGGACAGGCCUCCAAUCAAGCAUGAGCGAGUGUGGCACCAGAGCCGGGUGAUGUCCUCCUCACAGAGUGCUCACAAGUUCCGAUCCAACGACGCAGAAGACAGGCUUGCAGCGCAACGGGCGGAAAUCAACAGGAAAUGGGGCUGCGAGAAACUCAAUGGAGCUGCUCCCUCACUUUCCCCGGGCCAACUAAAGGAUAGAGUGCAACUCCCAAACCCUUUCUCAGGUGACCGAGGCCACAAGGAGCACAGGAGAGGCCCUACAUCUCCGAGCCAGGAUUUGACGGUGGGAGGGCUCAAUCUAUUCAAGGCUCGCCGCCACAGCGACGCAGACAAGCCCAAGGGAAAACGGCCAUGCAAGACCAAGCACACAAGUCAGAAGGAACGAGAGCGGGACCGCAGGAAAGAGUCUACACCAGCGAGUCCAGGACAGCGCUGCAUGACAGAUCUCGGAGCUCAAGAGGAUGGCAAGUUGAGUGAAGUGUGCGGUGUCCCAAGGAAGAGAGCUGUGUCUCCAAACUACUACCCCUCCUCACCGGUGAAGCCUUUCUCUCCUGCUUUGCACUGCCCUCCAUCCUUGCAACCUCAGACAAAUGGCAGAGUGGGUGGAAUCCCGCCAACAGAAGGUGCCGUGACGCUCAAGACCCCCCCCACUGAGCCUCCUGUGUUGCGCCCGAUCCCGCCUGAGGCUCGGCGGCUGAUUGUCAACAAGAAUGCUGGAGAGACACUGCUUCAGAGAGCUGCGCGGCUCGGCUAUGAGGAAGUUGUUCUGUAUUGUCUGGAAAACAAAGUCUGUGAAGUCAACCAUAAAGACUACGCCGGUUACUGCGCUCUCCAUGAGGCCUGCGCUCGGGGCUGGCUCAACAUCGUCCAACACCUGCUGGAUUAUGGAGCAGACAUCAACUGCAGUGCUCAGGAUGGCACCAGACCGAUCCAUGAUGCCGUGGAGAAUGACCACCUGGAUGUAGUGCGGGUGCUACUGUCCUAUGGAGCUGACCCUACGCUGGCCACAUACUCUGGCCGUGGCCUGCUCAAGAUGACCCACAGCGACAGCAUGGACCGCUUCCUCACUGAUUACUUUGCAGACCUUCAGGGCCGCUCAGAUGAUGACCCUGGCCUUUAUUGGGAAUUCUAUGGCAGUGCUGUCUGUGAAGCCACAGAUGAGUGUGGCAUCUACGACAUCCUGGCAGACCCCCCUGGUCCAGAUGAAUGUGACGAGGAUGACAAAAGAGAAGUCUUUGAGUUUGAAUUCUCUGAUAGACCCCUGUUGCCUUGCUACAACAUUCAAGUAUCUCUCUCCCAGGGCCCAAGAAACUGGCUGCUUCUUUCAGACGUGCUUCGUCGUUUGAGGAUGUCGGCUCGUGGUUUUCGGCAGGCCUUCCCCCACAUGGAGGUGGUGACGGUGGCAGAGGCUGAAUUUUAUCGGCAGGCGUCUCUGUCGCAGCUCUUUUCUUGCCCAGAAGAACUGGAAGGUUUCCAUUCAGACAGCAAGGAGCUGCUGGACUUGGUGGAAGACAGUGCUGAACUCGCUGCCCUGCUGGGCUCUUCACUGGAAUGUUUGGACGACCGCUGGGAUCAUCCAGGGGAUAAGUUAAAGGAUAAAAUCAAGGCUAUUGGGAAGUUGGUCUCCUCCUGA
Knipowitschia caucasica is the source of this 3672-nucleotide messenger RNA. NCBI's taxonomy places the organism in Eukaryota, Metazoa, Chordata, Actinopteri, Gobiiformes, Gobiidae. The record is from the annotation of a GenBank genome assembly.